UGCUCCCAUUAGGUCUGUGGCUUCCCGGGGCUGUCUCACCUCCUCUUGCUGGGGGAGACACCAUGUCCACCACCGUCUGCCAGGUGAUGGGGUUCAUCGUCUCGUCGCUGGGGGUUGCGGGGUGCAUGGUGUCCACUGCCAUGGAUAUGUGGAGCACGCAGGACUUGUAUGACAACCCGGUCACAGCCGUCUUCCAGUAUCAGGGACUGUGGAGGAGCUGCGUGCGGCAGAGCUCAGGCUUUACAGAGUGCCGGCCGUAUUUCACCAUUCUUGGGCUGCCAGCAAUGUUCCAGGCUGUGAGGGCCCUCAUGAUCGUGGGUAUUGUUCUGGGCAUCCUUGGCCUUUUUGUGUGCAUUUUUGCUCUGAAAUGCAUUCGUAUUGGCAGCAUGGAGGAUUCUGCAAAAGCCAACAUGACUCUGACCUCUGGCAUCAUGUUUAUUGUUGCAGGUCUGUGUGCCAUCACCGGAGUGUCUGUAUUUGCCAACAUGCUGGUCACAAACUUCUGGAUGUCCACAACCAACAUGUACCAGGGAAUGCAGAACGUCCAGAACAGGUACACUUUUGGCUCAGCCCUCUUUGUUGGUUGGGUGGCAGGUGGCCUGGCCCUCGUAGGAGGCAUCAUGAUGUGCCUUGCUUGCAGAGGAAUGAUUCCAGAAGAAUCCCGUUACAAGGCAGUGUCCUACAAUGCAUCGGGGAGGAACAUCUCCUACAGAACUGGGCCCUAUAAGGUCGGUUCCGGGUACGAACCUGAAACGAAGACUAGGAAAGGUCCAGGGUAUGAAGAAGCUCCUCGAAGCGAGGAUGGAGGACGCUCGUACCCUUCAAAAUAUGACUAUGUCUAGUAAACUUUCUGAGCUUGAGGUGUGCUGUAUUUUACAGAACAUUUUACAGUUUAGAAACAAGUAUACACAAACAAAUAAGUAUGUAAAUAGGGUUGUGUUUUCUAUUGUUUUUCCCCCACUUGGAGGUGGUAUCCUAACCACAUUGGUUUUAUUUGGCUGACUGCUGGCAUGCUCUCUCUCAGCAUGCCUAUAGCAAAAGUAAUGUCUCUAUGCUUUCAGAGUAGAACUAUUUCUUCAUAUUUUACAUAUAAACUCUGAUAGCCAGGACCAGGAUUCUGCCUUGUGCCAUUUUCUAAUUCACCUAAAAGUUUUCAAUUCCCAUUUAGUAAUGGUCCUGUUACAUUUGUGGUCACCUUGGAUGUCUGUGAUUGAAAAACACAUACCGAGAUUGUAUACGAAAAAGCCUUAACAAAUCAAGAAGCUAAACCAAAAACAUUGUGAAAAGCAGAAAUUAUAAUCUGAAAAUCUCCCGUAUUAUUUUGUGGUGUAUUGAAUGAAAAUGUCCCUUCGGUGAUGGCCAAUGCAUACAGACCAUGUAGUCAUGGCAUUUUUCCUCCCUGGGCACUAUUUCUACUCAGACACACCUUUGCUUUGCUGGUGGUACUACAGUGCUGAUCUGCUGUGAUAUUUAAUCUGAUUUAUGUUACUUAGACAUUUGCUAUAACCCGUGAUACCAAAGUGUAUUUAUUUCUUCAGAUCUCACUGGGGGAUAUAUAUAAUCCAUUGUUAUUCCUAUGCUAGACAUUUGCUGUAGUAGCUGAAAACCUGUGUGUGACUGGUGUUCCUGCAGAUGUCAUCGCUGAUGAAACCAGAAGAAUUUCUCAUUUAGAAUUAAUUAGAGUUGCAUUUGGAGCAGGAAUCCCAGGGAGCACUAGAUGUGUAACUCCAUAUUAACAUCGGGACUUUCUUGUGUUAAUUCUUCCCCAGAUAAUGUGAAGAUUAAAUCCUUGGUGGGACACUGCCCCUUCCAGCCUAUCCACAAGAAAGGAUAUUCAUUUAAAGGGGCUGAAGAAAGAGACAUAAGAACUCAAGAAAGGGCCAAUAAGCAUAGUGAAGGGUACUGAGGGAUAAGCAAAAGAGAGAGCAAAAAAGAGUCUGAACACUCCAAAGUAGCCAUUUUGAUAGAUUUCUGCAACAGGUUUUCGUCCCACUUAGAACAGUUGUAAGUUUUUCACAGGCACAUUUGUUUUGGCUAAACACUGAUAGUUCCUUGGGUAGUUUCAUGUUGUGGAGGUAUCACGGGUAGAGCCAAAUAUUUCCUUGGAGUUUGGCCUUCAGAGGUGGAGGGAGCAUGGUCAGCACUGGGGCUGCCAGUCAGCAGAGGUGACCACCAUGAGGAGAGAGCGGAAGAUCUUCCAUCCAGCAGAGGGUCCUGGCCCUUUCUCCGGUGGGACUCUGGUCCCCACUGCCACCUGGGGAAACCAGUGGAUGCCAGUGCUGACUCUUCCAUCUGUACUAGGGGAGGACUUGUUUUAAGGAUUUGUUCUGAAAGGAUACCACUUCAGUUGUGCAAAGAGAAACACUGUCCCCCUUAAAAUUAAAUAUGCAGUCGUUCUGGUGGAUUUUCCCCCACAUCUCAAUAUAGACUUAGCUUUUUUGCUUUUUUUCUGCAUGCUGGAUUUUGUUUUGUUUUGUUGGUUGUUUAUAUUUUUUACUUUAGUAUUAAAAAAGAAAAGGCCUUUACGACCCCAAAUC
Molecule: messenger RNA, 2537 nt
Organism: Anas platyrhynchos (mallard)
Lineage: Eukaryota; Metazoa; Chordata; Aves; Anseriformes; Anatidae
Gene: CLDN18
Product: claudin 18
Cellular component (GO): bicellular tight junction; membrane
Molecular function (GO): structural molecule activity
Source: RefSeq, a predicted model, not a curated record